This is a messenger RNA of Schizosaccharomyces osmophilus, 327 nucleotides long. RefSeq names its product ribosome biogenesis CGR1 family (gene cgr1). The transcript has 3 exons. The record is from RefSeq and is a predicted model, not a curated record. Bases 1 to 327 code for a protein of 108 amino acids. Lineage: Eukaryota; Fungi; Ascomycota; Schizosaccharomycetes; Schizosaccharomycetales; Schizosaccharomycetaceae.
AUGGCAGGAAAGAGUGUCGUUUCAGGGAAACCUUGGAAAGCAGAGAAGGUGGCGUAUCGUCGGUCAGGAUUGGCUCCCACGCAAAAAACUUCAUAUGAGAAGCGAAUGGAAGAGAAAAGAAGAGUACAGGAGUCAAAAGAUCGUGAACAAAAGUUGAGAGAUGAAAAAGAAGAGGAGAGAUCUGCAAAUGCUCAGAAAAUUCGUGCACGUCGCGAGGCUAAAGCUGAAAAGGAACGAAUGGAGCUUUUGCAAUCUAAGCUUCAUCAAAAAGUUAUUGACCGUCGGAGACGUAGGGAAAAGCGCAACAAAAUGCUAAAAGAGCGGUGA